Molecule: messenger RNA, 2535 nt
Organism: Micropterus salmoides (largemouth bass)
Lineage: Eukaryota; Metazoa; Chordata; Actinopteri; Centrarchiformes; Centrarchidae
Product: GTPase IMAP family member 2-like
Exons: 14
Coding region: 140-1396 (418 amino acids)
Molecular function (GO): GTP binding
Source: RefSeq, a predicted model, not a curated record
GUCUUUUUUUUUAAAACUUCCCACGUGAUCGGUUUUUACUUUCACUUUCACGGUAAGGCAGUGUCGCAGCAAGAAAUUCAACAGGUUCUUAAACACAACAGUUGGUAUCCAGCCGUUCUGUUUCCAGCAGAGUGACAUUAUGGGGAGCUCAUCAUCUAAGCCUGCACCAGAUGAGCCUCCAUUGACCCAGAGCAGAAAUGAUCAGCAGUCUGACCCACCAAAUGAGCCUCCAUUGACCCAGAGCAGAAAUGAUCAGCAGUCUGACCCACCAAAUGAGCCUCCAUUGACCCAGAGCAGAAAUGAUCAGCAGUCUGACCCACCAAAUGAGCCUCCAUUGACCCAGAGCAGAAAUGAUCAGCAGUCUGACCCACCAAAUGAGCCUCCAUUGACCCAGAGCAGAAAUGAUCAGCAGUCUGACCCACCAAAUGAGCCUCCAUUGACCCAGAGCAGAAAUGAUCAGCAGUCUGACCAGCGACUUGUGAGGGUGACUUACAUCAGCAACACUAUGCGCUACCUGUAUCACCCACCAAAUGAGCCUCCAUUGACCCAGAGCAGAAAUGAUCAGCAGUCUGACCAGCGACUUGUGAGGGUGACUUACAUCAGCAACACUAUGCGCUACCUGUAUCACCUUGAGUUUGUAUUAUCGUUGCCGGAUGAGAGAUUUUCGACAAGUCAUACCUUAACUUUAGAAGAGUUUCUGAAAGCAGCUAUGAAGGAAGAAGAGAAGAAAAAGAAAGAAGGCACAACCACAGAAAAAUAUAGUCUACUAUGGAAAUUUCUGGGGAAAGCCAAUUCAAAGCAAUCUGUGCCACCCAUGACGCGCAGCAGCAGCUUUGAAUUCCUUCCACCUAACAUGUCUGAGCUGAGGGUUGUUCUGCUGGGGAACAGCUGGUCUGAGAGGAGUUCAGUGGGGAACUUCAUACUGGGAGAGACUAAGUUCAACACUGAGGAAGAACCAGAUGACUGUCUGAGAGAAAGUGGACAGUUGGAAGAGAAAGAAAUAGUUCUCAUCAACACACCAGAUCUGCUUAUUCCAAACACUGACCAACAGAGAAUGCACAUAGGUUUCUGCCAGAUACUCUCUGCUCCUGGACCUCAUGUGUUCCUGCUGGUUCUGCAGCCUGAAGACUUUACUGAGGAACAGAGAUUAAAGCUCUGCAGAGUCCUGGAGCUCUUCAGUGAUCGAUCAUUUCAUCACUCACUAGUUCUGAUAUCAACACCCAGAAAGGAGAGUCCAGGUUUCAUGGAAGAAUAUCGGCAACAUCCUCCCUUAAAAGAGGUGAUCAGAAAAUGUCACUACAGGUUUCUGUGGAGGAAAGACCUUGAACUUCCAGAGCUGUUAACACGCCUGCGACAGAUUGUGAACGAGAACAAUGGAGAGCAUGUGAAUGUAUGAACAGUUUGCUCCUUCUUGCAAAUGUAAGAAUAAUAAUGUGGCAUCGAUCCUAGAUGACUGCAGUACAGAAACAGAGGUUAACACACCUUCUGACACGUGAUCUAGAUUGACCAAAAUAUCAUUGGUCAUGAUGAUGAUUUUUAUUAAAUCAAGGCUUUGGUCAUCCCUUCCAGUCAAUUUUCCAUGAAUAUGCUUUGAUACAGCACUCUGUGAACAGCCAUCCCUUUCUCCUUGUGGAGGCUGUAUAUGAGUGUCUUCUGGUCAACUGUCAAGUCAGACAUCUUCCUUGUGAUUGGUGUUGUUUGACCUGAACCAGACUGAAAGAUUCAAUGCUCUUCUCUGGUUGACAUUUGUUUAUUAUAGAUUGCUUACUCUAAUUUUUUGAGAUAUGGAUUUUUUUUUUUUUAUGGAUUGGAGUCUAAAGUUUCACUUUUAAAUUAUGGGGAAAAAUGAGCUUCACAAUAUUCAAAUUUUCUGAGAUGUACCUGUAGACAUCACUUUAUAUGUAAUGAGUCUAAAAUAAAUAAAAGUUUCACUUUUUUAAUUAAAUGAUGGGGGAAUAUUCUAAUUUUAUGAGAUGUACCUGUACAGAUUGUGUGUGUGUGUUGGAGAGAGAAGCACAACUGUUCAGUUUAAGUGUCUGUGUAUGUGUGUGCGCUUCGUAACUGCGGAGCCCAAGGGCCUGUCUUACCAACCUGCACUGGGGGCAGCUCACUCGCUGCCUCUGUACAUGUCAUCAUUUCUUAUAAACCUCUUCUCUAUUUUACUGGACAUAAUUUUUUCAUCUGUAACAUUCAGGAUCAUAGAUAUAUAUAGAUAUACUGUAGAUAUAAUUUUUUUUAAUUUUUCACCUCUAAUAAGUUGUUGUAAAAAAAGAAGAUGUAGACAAUCUUUCCGCUCUGUUGUUUAAGUAAAUAUUUUUAAUGCAGCCUGUAGUUCUCAUAAGUUAUGUAGGCAUACUUAUGUGUGAAACCUGGUGAGCAUUACUGAGAGUCAAAAAUUAUCUCCAGCUCUGGGGCUUUCAGAUCUUUUAAUGCUUUUUUGGGUUUAAUUCUGUUUGAAGAACCAGCAGGGAAAGGCCGUGCUCUGAACUGUUCGUACUUGUGUCAAGUAAAAUAAAAGUGAAGUUGAGUCAUUUA